CAGGGUUCUUUCUGCCACAUCCAUUGGAGGUUUUGUAUAAAUAAAAACCCAAAGUUUACCUUCCACAAGGGGCAAGAAAGAAACAAGGGUCAAUCAACCAACCAAACCAAGCAAUGAGGCCACCAAGACCAACCAUAGCUCUUUACCUCCUGUCCUUCCUUCUCUCCUCCCUUGUACUUCACACACCCACCUUUGCCAUAAAAAAGUCAUAUGUGGUGUACUUGGGAUCACAUUCACAUCCCCCAAACUUAUCAGAACUUGAACUGAACCAAGUGACAGAGAAUCACUAUGAGUUUCUUGGGUCCUUCUUGGGCAGCCAUGAAGUUGCAAAAGAAUCCAUCUUUUACUCAUACACAAGGCACAUCAAUGGCUUUGCUGCCACAUUAGAAGAAGAAGAGGCAGCUCAGAUAGCCAAGCAUCCAAAGGUAGUCUCCAUUUUCUUGAACCAGGGAAGAAAAUUACACACAACUAGAUCAUGGGAUUUCUUGGGGCUUCAGCAUGAUGGUGUUACUCCACCCAACUCAAUCUGGAACAAGGCAAGAUAUGGUGAAGAUACAAUCAUAGGAAACCUUGAUAGUGAUAUUGACCAAUUCCAACGGUGCUCACUAAAUAUACGUCCAUGCGCAUGGCCAGAGUCCAAUAGCUUUAGUGAUGAAGAGUAUGGACCAAUUCCAUCCAAGUGGAAAGGAAUCUGCCAAAAUGAGACAGAUUCUGAAUUUUACUGCAACAGGAAGCUAAUUGGAGCAAGAUACUUCAACAAGGGCUAUGCUGCAGUUGCUGGCACCCUAAACUCCUCCUUUGACUCACCAAGAGACAAUGUCGGCCAUGGCUCUCACACCUUGUCAACAGCUGGGGGCAAUUUUGUAACUGGGGCAAGUGUGUUUGGAUUUGGUAAUGGAACAGCAAAGGGUGGAUCACCAAAAGCCAGAGUUGCAGCUUAUAAAGUGUGUUGGCCUCCAGUGAAUGGAAGGGAGUGCUAUGAAGCAGAUAUAUUGGCUGCAUUUGAUAUUGCCAUCCAUGAUGGUGUUGAUGUAUUGUCUGUGUCACUGGGUGGAAAUCCCUCUGCAUUCUUCAACGACGGUGUUGCAAUAGGUGCUUUUCAUGCUGUUAAGCAUGGCAUCGUGGUGGUUUGCUCAGCUGGGAAUUCCGGUCCAGCUGAAGGUACCGUCUCCAAUGUAGCGCCGUGGCAGAUCACUGUUGGCGCCAGUACCAUAGACAGGGAGUUCCCCAGUUAUGUCACCCUUGGAAACUGGAAGCACUUCAGGGGACAGAGCCUAUCGCCUGUGGCCUUGCCGGGGAAAAGGUUCUACCCGCUUAUUAGUGCUGCAGAUGCGAAAGCAGCUAACGCAUCAGUUCAAGAAGCUCUGUUAUGCAAGGCUGGCACACUUGAUCUCAAAAAGGUGAAGGGAAAGAUCUUGGCCUGCCUUCGAGGAGACAGUGCAAGAGUGGACAAGGGUGAGCAAGCCUUACUGGCUGGUGCCGUGGGAAUGAUUCUUGCUAACGAUGAGCUUAGCGGGAACGAAAUUAUUUCUGAUCCACAUGUCCUCCCUGCUUCACAUAUCAAUUUCACCGACGGUGCCCUUGUCUUUGCUUACAUCAAUUCAACUAAGUCUCCCAGGGCUUACAUAAAGCGUCCAACAACGCAACUGGGAACGAAGCCAGCUCCCUUCAUGGCAGAAUUUUCAUCAAAGGGACCCAACACCAUCACACCAGACAUCCUUAAGCCUGAUAUCACUGCGCCAGGAGUGAGUAUCAUAGCAGCCUUUACUGAAGCACAAGGGCCAACAAAUCAAAUGUUUGACAAACGGCGAGUUCUGUUCAACUCAUUGUCAGGCACAUCAAUGUCAUGCCCUCAUAUUUCCGGCAUUUGUGGCCUUCUUAAAACCCUCUAUCCUCACUGGAGCCCUGCAGCAAUUAAAUCUGCAAUCAUGACCACAGCGACAACACAAGAUAAUAGCAGGGAACCAGUGCUCAAUGCUUCUUUCUAUAGGGCAACACCAUUUAGUUAUGGUGCAGGGCAUGUUAAUCCUAACAGUGUCAUGGAUCCUGGCUUGGUUUAUGACUUGUCCCUUAAUGAUUACUUGAACUUUCUAUGUUCAAAUGGAUACAACAAAACACAAAUCGAAAUGGUCUCAGAGGAGACAUAUAAGUGCCCAAAACCUGCUAUUAGUGGCACUAACCUCAACUAUCCCUCAAUCACUGUCCCUAAACUCGAUGGAUCCCUUGUGGUGACUAGAACAGUGAAAAAUGUUGGCACUCCAGGAACUUACAAGGCUCGUAUCCAGAACCCAGAUGGCAUAUUGGUUUCUGUUGAGCCAAACAAGUUGGAGUUCAAGAAAAUUGGUGAAGAGAAGAGCUUUAAACUACUCCUGCAGGUUAAAGAUGCCAAAGCAGCUAAGAACUAUGUGUUUGGGAAGUUGAUAUGGUCAGAUGGUAAGCAUUAUGUAAGGAGCCCCAUUGUGGUAAAGGCUGCCUAGAAGUAGGCAAAAAUAGUCCAAGUCAUCAUGUUGUGAGACAAAACCAUUUAAAUCAUGUCAAAAUAAGGAAAAAACCAGAUGUGUUUGCUAUUAGUGUGCUUAGUAAUAAUUAGUCCUAAUAUAAUAUCAUCUUAGAUAUGUAUCGUAUUAUCGUGUUAGAUCGAAAAUUACGACAACUAAACUUAUCA
Messenger RNA from Prunus persica (peach), 2665 nucleotides. RefSeq names its product subtilisin-like protease SBT5.3. Gene Ontology annotation, biological process: proteolysis. The transcript is spliced from 12 exons. The coding region runs from base 114 to 2477 and encodes 787 amino acids. Lineage: Eukaryota; Viridiplantae; Streptophyta; Magnoliopsida; Rosales; Rosaceae. The record is from RefSeq and is a predicted model, not a curated record. Gene Ontology annotation, molecular function: serine-type endopeptidase activity.